Molecule: messenger RNA, 1125 nt
Organism: Caenorhabditis elegans
Lineage: Eukaryota; Metazoa; Nematoda; Chromadorea; Rhabditida; Rhabditidae
Gene: sfrp-1
Product: Secreted frizzled-related protein 1
Exons: 8
Coding region: 10-954 (314 amino acids)
Cellular component (GO): extracellular region
Source: RefSeq, marked reviewed
UUCUGAGCUAUGAUGCUCUUUCCAGUUCUUUAUAUUUUAUUUGCAUUUUCUGUAACAAAUGGAUAUCUGGAAGAUUCAUGGGCAAUGUUCUCUUCAGAACGGCCUGUUGGUCCAAAAUGCGUUGAUAUUCCGAGCAAUUUGAGUAUAUGCAACGGAAUUGAGUACACCCAAAUGCGUCUUCCCAAUAUCUUGGAGCAUGAAACAGUUUCGGAAGCAAUUCAUGCAUCAAAAGAUUGGGAAAGUCUUCUUCGUCUUAACUGCCACCCAGAUACACAGAGAUUUUUAUGUUCAUUAUUUGCACCAGUAUGUCUAAUGCAAAUGGACAGAUUGAUUCUACCAUGCAAGAGUCUGUGUAUGGCUGUUAAACAGGGAUGCGAGAAUCGAAUGGCGAAUUACGGUUUCCCAUGGCCUGAAAUGCUUUCUUGUGAAAAGUUUGAAGACGAUGAUAUGUGUAUAAAACCAAUGCAGCCCGCUAAACCACCAGCAGGUAGCUCCACAACGUGCACGGCCUGCUCACAAGUCGCCACCUACGAGAAUCUUGUCGAUCAAUUUUGUAGAUCGCAUUUGGUGUUAAAAGCAAAAGUAAUUCGUGAUUCACCAACACACAUUCGUGUUCGAAACGGAAGAAGUUUGAAAAAAGGAGAACGAAGGAGAGGUGUUUCUGAUGUUGAAAUUCGUCUUUCCUCUGAAUCAGAUGGCUCAUGUCCGUGCAAUAUCCCAGUAAAGAAUCAAAAUGAGAAGCUGUUAGUAAUGGCAAGUCGGCAACCAGAUGGAAAAUAUUUGGCAAAUUUAGUAUUGCCGUGGCAAAAAGAAAAAAAUUUCAAGCGUGCAAUCCACCAGUUCCAGCGACUAAACUGCCAGUCUUUAGGCCGUGAAAUCCGUGAAUCGGCUUCCCGGCGUCCACAUUAUUACGAAAUGAGACGUCAUAAUACGGGAAGAUACCAGAUGUUUUGAUCGAUUAAACAUGAUGAAAUUAAUUUUAUAUGUUCAAUAAUUCCUUUUUUCUUCCAAUCUUCUUCCAAUACUCAAUUUAAUUUGCUUCAUUCUGAAAAACUGCGCACAGUACACUGGUUUCUUGAUUCCGUCAUUUUGUUAACUGAAUAAAUAUUAAUAACAUAUUUUAAA